Molecule: messenger RNA, 2556 nt
Organism: Coniosporium apollinis CBS 100218
Lineage: Eukaryota; Fungi; Ascomycota; Dothideomycetes
Exons: 1
Coding region: 1-2556 (851 amino acids)
Molecular function (GO): protein binding
Source: RefSeq, a predicted model, not a curated record
AUGCAUCGCAUUGCGCCCUGUAACUCUCCGCGGAAAGCAGUACCUACACCGCAGACAUGCCAGCGCUUCCUUCGGUCACUCGCUACGAGCUUCGCUCAAGACAUACGCGCAAACGGGAUCGAAGGCGAAGGGUUGAUAUUUUCAUGGCCGCAGAAGCAGACGGCCCGGGAGCUCGAAGAAGCGCAACAGGCAGAGAUUCUUGCGGUUAAGGAAAGGCUUCGGAAACACAGCGAAAAGCUGAGGUCCGAACGAAGCACACGCCAGCAACACGAGCACGCAUUCCUCUCGCAGAUCCAACAUGUUAAUAGCCUAAGGAAGGUAGAGGAAUAUCGAAUGAGGUUGGCCGAACUGGAGGCUAUUGAGAUCAAAGUACCGGGGGAGCAUUCUGCGCCACCGGAUCUGCUUCGUCUCAAUGCGAGCUUAGGCCAAUCAUUAGCAGACAGGACUGGCGCUACAAACAGAAGAGCGCUCUGGGCUUCCUACGCAGAAGCUAAGCGGACCGUUCCAGGGCUACUCGAGGCAAUCUCGCAAGCAACGUGGAAUUUUCUAUGGACCGUUCAGGCUGGGCCUUCUUCCUACCCGGAUAGCGAACGAUUUGGGCGUCUGGAAGUGUUGUUAAAAGACAUUAAUAGCAUCGGUCGGUCCCCUUUAAAGGGAUUCGCACGUGUUGAGGCUCUGUGCCACGUUGGCGAACACGAAGAAGCCAUCGACCUUUGGGAAAAGCAGCGGCGCUAUGUAUCGGAUGAAAGAGUUAAAGAUUAUUUAGAACUCGGCAUCCGAAUCCAUGCAGCGGCAGGAGAUCCCAAUCGGGCCCAGCUGCUCCUCGAAGAGUUGCGUGAGAAACACUCGAACUGGGACGUACGAAUCAUCAUCCCACUUCUGAUAUCGUUCAAUACAUGCGACGGCAGAGAUACUAGGCAAGACUACUUCCAUCAAGCUUGGGCACUCUACCUGCUGCUGCAAGAGCGCACCUCAGACCUAACGCGGUUGGAAUACGAAGCGAUCUACUCCAGCUUUUUGAGAAGUCGCCAAAGAGACCUCUCCAUUUCCGUUUUCAUGGAUAUGCUAGCCCAGACAAGCCGCUCGAUAGACGACCCCAAGGGUUUAAGCGGGCAGGUAUACCGCUACAUUCGCCGCCUUCAAUUGUUGAGCGAAACGACCUCACAGAUCAACCAAGCCUCUCUCCUCGGACUUCGGAUUAUGCCAAAUCAUCACCAGAACGUCGACAUCUACAAAACGUGGUUAGGCAAGCUGGCGAGGUUUAAGGACGACCUUUCAAUCGCCCAGCUUCUGGAGCUAAUGUAUGAGAGGAACAUCGAUCUCACGGCGAGGCAGCUCAACACUGUCGUCCGCACUUUGCUGAGGCCAAAGCGGUCUGGUGACGCGGUUCAGCGUCUGACGGCACGCAGGCACGGCGAAGAGCUUGCCUGGCUCAUGAUACGAGAGAGACUCAACUUUGGGCGGCAACAACGCGAGUCAAGAAGGAAAGGCUUGUUGUCGGACGGGCAGCCCGCGGGACAGCCUAAGAAUGAUGCCCGUAUCCCCAUCUUUCUUCGUCGACCCGUUUUACCAGCGACAAUCGAGACAUUCACCAUCCUGCUUCGCUUUUAUACAAGGAACAGGCUCGACCGACCGCACCACAAAUCUUACGUGAGUCACCUCCGGAAUGUCCGCAAAUCCUCAGGGGUCCCCGCAGAAGCUACGUUCCUGGCGCAGCUUAUAUUUCGGGAUAUGAGGUGGGGCCAUUACCGCGAAGCCUGGCAGAAAGUGAGGCGGUUUUCCAACACCGUUCAAGCCAACGCCGACGUUUACGCUAAGCUCUGGUACGGCAUGACACUCUACGUCGACCGAACGAAGAAUAGCUGGCACAAAGGGUACCCGCCACCAAGAAGUCUGUUCGCUCGGAUGGAAAGAGCCUUUUCGGAUCCUGAACACGCUUCCGGCGUGCGACUGCAUGAGUCUAUUACUAGAGUGACGUACAAUCGGAUCAUAUCCAGCUUCUGCAUGGUGCCUGAUUUGGCUGGGACCCUGGUCGCGCUCCACGCUCUGAAGACCCGGUUCGGCAUCUACCCACAGCAGAUGGUAGCUCGUGCUAUAGUGAAGCAAGUAGCGCGUGUCGGUCUUCCUGUACCGAGAUCCUACAGACAGCUUGGAGUAUUGGAAAGCUCUCCCGUUUACAGGCGAAGACUGGCUUUUGUCGUUCAGAAGCUUAGAGACCUCGAUGCGGGCAGACGGAAGGCCGUCGGCGCUCACGGGUACUUCGCAAACGAACCCAGCGAUCAUGAAGUGGCGGAAAUUGGCCUCAACUCGAUCUCUGAGCUAUUGCGCGCGGUGUUGAUGAUGAACACCUCCGCUCUAGAAGCCGAAAGAUCAAUCCACAGAGCAAAAGUGGAGAUGGGAGUACCCAAAAUCGACACUGGAGAUGUCGAUUGCUUACACAUUGAACGUGGCAUGACCGCGAAACAAGCAACGCCGGUAACGAGAUCGCCCGAACACUCUUCCGAUGACGCGUUGGCAACUAGGUAUGCCGGGCGGGCAGCGGCCCAUAGCAGCUGA